AUGCCCGACAAUAAAUUUCUGGUUCCGGCGGCCUUGCAAACCACCGAGGCAAAUCCUUUUCUCGAAAUCAAACAAACCCUCAAUGGCAUGGUCGAUCGCUGCGUUCCAGACCCUACCGUUCCGCCAAACGCCGAUCCCAACGGCACUUCAUCUGUCCUCACGAAGGACCUGCCUCUCAACCCAAAUCACAACACCUGGCUCCGACUUUUUCUCCCCCGGCAAGCCGGAAAAGCUUCUCCGGCCACUAAACUACCUCUCAUUGUCUACUUGCAUGGUGGUGGCUUUGUCUUUAGUCAUGCAAACUCAAUAAUUUAUGACGUUCUCUGCAAAGGAAUAGUCACCGGAGUCGGCGCUAUUGUCGUCUCCGUCGAAUACCGUCUCGCCCCGAAACACCGCCUUCCUGCAGCUUACGAGGACGCCAUUGAAGGGCUUAAAUGGGUCAGAAACUCACAAGAUGAUUGGGUACGUGACUAUGCUGAUCUCUCUAACUGUUAUAUCUGUGGGACUAGUGCAGGUGGAAACCUGGCUUAUCAAGCAGGUCUAAUGGCGACCGAUCUUCAACCAUUGAAGAUCAAAGGGAUGAUCUUGCACCACCCAUAUUUCAGUGGGACCCAAAGAACCGAAUCGGAGAAGAAGAUGGCCAAAGACGUGCUCUUGCCAUUGCACUCGAUCGAUAAGAUGUUUGAUUUAUGCUUGCCUAUAGGAGCUGAUCAUGAUCAUGAGUAUUGCAACCCAACGGCGAAUGGUGGAUCCAAAUAUAUUGAUCGGGUUAAGUCUCUGGGGUGGCGGAUCUUGGUGACGGGUAUGCAUGGUGAUCCGUUGGUUGAUAAAGAUAUGGAGUUUGCCAACAUGUUAGAAGAGAAGGGUGUGCACGUGGUGAAGUUCUUUAGCGAUGGUUAUCAUGCCAUGGAGCUAUUUGACCCGUCUACUGCUCCGCCACUCUUUGCUGCCAUUAAAGAGUUCAUAGCUGCUUAA
Molecule: messenger RNA, 975 nt
Organism: Ilex paraguariensis (yerba mate)
Lineage: Eukaryota; Viridiplantae; Streptophyta; Magnoliopsida; Aquifoliales; Aquifoliaceae
Source: the annotation of a GenBank genome assembly